Messenger RNA from Anastrepha obliqua, 632 nucleotides. RefSeq lists its product as uncharacterized. The transcript has 2 exons. The record is from RefSeq and is a predicted model, not a curated record. Bases 82 to 381 code for a protein of 99 amino acids. Lineage: Eukaryota; Metazoa; Arthropoda; Insecta; Diptera; Tephritidae.
GCCUUGUCAAGCACGUGCUUUAUUUUCAUAUCAAUAAACUAAGUAAACAAAAAUAGUAGCCCAGUAAUUUUUAAACAAAAAAUGGUCCAGGGAAAGUUUAAAAAAGCGAAAUUGCCAGCCAGUGUGCAGCAGAAGCAGAAGCAAAAGAACGCAAAGGCUUUUACAAGGAGAUCAAAUGCACCUAUCCAGGCCAAAAAGGCGAAAUUCAGUGAGCAACAGAAGAUUAAAAAUGCCAUUUCGAAGACGGUCAAUAAAUCGGUAGAAAAUGAGCUACGUUCGCGUGCCGUUGAAGGCCAAAUAAAACUCAGCAAAGCACAGGAGGCCGUGGCGAAGCAUCAUCAGGCGAGAGCUAAAGCUGCUGAGGCAGCCCCAUCAUCAUAGGCGUCAUAGUUAAACUAACUUUAAAUACUUGUAUAGCGUUUAUUAUUCUUAAAGUGUUGCAAAUGGUAAUGUACGCACAUACAUAUACAUAUGUGUUACUCUUUACUGCAGGAAAACAUCGCACAUGAUCGGCAUUUUAAAAUUUAACUCAAAAUUAAUAUAUGGAUGCAGAUUUAUUAUCAAUUGGAAAUGUAAAUGAAAAUAUGAAAUUACAUUCACAUUGCUUAAUAUAAAUUUAUUAUUAUUAUAUA